GUGGGGGGAAGGUGGUGUCGUGUUUUGUUUUGUUUUUAAAUCUAAACUAAAUAGGGGGGUUUAAAACUUUUUCUAAACUGAUAGUUUGUACGGAUGCGGUGCGAAGAGUCGUCUGAUUCUGAGUCGGGCAGGAUGGAGGAGAGCUCGGUCCGGAGGAGUCUGGAGACGCUGUGUCAGGAGCUGAAUAUGGACGAGCAGACCGCCGCUGAAGCCAUGGACAACUUCACAGCCAUCUGGAACACCUACACCCUGGAGGGAGAGGUGGUCCACUGGCUGGCCUGCUCACUGUACGCAGCCUGCAGAGAGGGCUCCACUCCCACAGUGGGUAAAGGGCUGAUGGAAGGAAACUGUGUCUCCCUCACCAGGAUCCUUCGAACUGCCAAACUCAGUCUGAUCCAGUUCUUCUCCAAGAUGAGGAAGUGGGCCGACAUGUCCAACCUCUCGCAGGACUUCAGGCUGCGGAUGGAGCGCCUGGAGCGCAACUUUGAGGUUUCCACGGUCAUUUUCCGCAAGUUUGAGCCCAUUUUCAUGGCCAUGUUUCAGAACCCGCAGGGGGGCGAGCCGCCGCGACAGCCACGCAGCAGGAAACACAGGCGACUGCCGUGUCACAUCAGCGAUGUGUUCAAGUUCUGCUGGACUCUGUUUGUCUACACUAAAGGUAACUUCCGUAUGAUCGGUGACGACCUGGUGAACUCGUACCACCUGCUGCUCUGCUGUCUGGACUUGGUGUUUGGCAACGUGCUGCUCUGCGUGAACAGGGAGGACCUGAUUAACCCCACGUUCAGAGGUCUGCCGGCUAUGUUUGGUGCUGACUGCCACGUUUCACCAGAUGAACCUCCUCCUUGUGUGCUGGAGAGGUUGUGUGAGCUGCAUGACGGUUUAGUGGUCGAGGCGAAAGGCAUCAAACAGCACUACUUCAAGCCCUACGUACAGAAACUGUUCCAGAAACAGAUCCUGAAAGGAAACAAGGAGCAUUUGACAGAACUGUUGGAUCCUCAGAACUUCAUUGAUAAUAAUAAAGCCAUAAACAGGGAGUACGAGGAGUACGUGCUGACGAUGGGAGAUUUCGAUGAGCGAGUUUUUCUGGGAGCUGACGCCGACGAGGAAAUCGGGACUCCGAGGAAAGUCAUUCAAGAACCGUCUGCCAGCCAGACCAGCGCUCAAAAGCAGCUGCAGCAGCAUGUGGAGAAGUCGGCUUGUCUCGCCCCCUCCACCCCUCUGACGGGUCGAGUUUACCUGAAGGAGAAGGACCUGCUGGUGACGCCGGUCUCCUCAGCCACGCAGAGUGUCAGCCGGCUGCAGAGCAUGGUGGCCGGCAUGAGGACGGCGCCCAGCGACCACCUGAUGCAGAUCCUAAAGUCAUGCUCCAGAGAUCCCACAGAGUCUGUACUGGGCAGAGUGAAGUUACUGGGACAAACCUUCAAAGAACAUUACACCAACGACUCAGAGGACAUGCCUGGCUCUCACAUAGACUUUGCAGAGAAUCGUCUAAAGCUGGCAGAAAUCCUCUACUACAAGAUCCUGGAGAACGUCUUGGUUCAGGAGACCAAACGGCUGCAUGGCAAAGACAUGAGUGUGUUGCUGGAGCAGGAUAUCUUCCACUGUUCCCUGAUGGCGUGUUGUCUGGAGGUGGUGUUGUUCUCCUACAGCUCCCAGAGAACCUUCCCCUGGAUCAUCAACAUCUUCAAACUGGCCCCCUUCUACUUCUUUAAGGUGAUCGAGGUGUUUAUCCGCUCAGAGGAAGGUCUGUCCAGAGACAUGGUGAAGCAUCUGAACCUGAUCGAGGAGCAGGUUCUGGAGAGCACAGCGUGGACUGCAGACUCAGCCCUGUGGAGCGCCCUGCAGGCUGCUGGGAACAAAGUCCCCACAGUGGAGGAGGUGAAUUUUUCCUCCAGUCUGGACACUGGUCCUGGUUCUGUUUCUACCCACGGGGCUCAAACCCACCUGCCUCUGGUCGCCCUCUCGCCCAUCAUCCACCCUCGUAUCAGGGAGUUCAGAUCCGGCCUGGGCAGUGCCCGUAAAGAUGUGCCUUCCUCUCCGUUGUCAGUCCAUGACCGAUAUAGCUCCCCAGCAGCUGGCAGCGCGAAGCGACGUCUCUUCGGCGACGACCCUCCAGCUCAGACGUCAGGAUCGAUCCCCAGUGUGAGCGUGAUGUCGUCGCCAGCCAAAAGGUUGACAUUUGGCGCGAGCAGCACCCUGAGGAUCGGAGCAGCACAGACCACUGUCCUCAGUAUACCGCUACAAGGUGUGAAUAACGAGCGUACAAUCACGCUGAUCCCGGUCCAGACGUGUGACUCCUCAGGUCCCAUUAACUCUCAGUUCCUGCUGACCACCUCCCCUAGCCGCCCUGCAGCAGCGCCCACAACCUCCGACCCCCAGAAAGCAAACGGACGGCCACGACGCACCGGAUCACUCGCCCUGUUCUUCAGGAAGGUGUAUCACCUGGCCAGUGUGCGUCUGAGGGAUCUGUGUGUGAAAUUGGACAUCUCAUCAGAUCUGCGAGGGAAAAUCUGGACGUGUUUCGAACACACUCUGGUCCAUUGUACCGGUCUUAUGCGGGACAGACACCUUGACCAGCUGCUGCUGUGCAGCGUCUACAUCAUUUCCAAAAUCACCAAAGAGACUCACACCUUCCAUGACAUCAUGAAGUGUUACCGCAGCCAACCACAGGCCAGCAGCCAUGUGUACCGCAGCGUCUUACUGCGCCACACCCCCAGAGAGCAGGUGACUGAUGAGAACAUGGAGGUGGAUCCUGUUUCAGGUGGUGAAUCUGCAGAGAAAAGCAAUCAGUCCUCCGGAGAACCAAACGCCAACCAAUCAGGAGAGGAGGAACGUGGCGACCUCAUCCAGUUCUACAACAACGUUUUUGUCCUGAAGUUGAAAAACUUUGCACUGCGAUACGCAAUCCAUGAUAACCGGGCGGACGCGCCUCCUCUGUCUCCAUUCCCGUCAUUUCGGGCUCAGCCGCUCUCUCCUCGUCGGGUUUCUCAGAGACAUUCGCUGUAUGUUUCCCCCCACAAGAACUCUGCAGGCUGCCUCACACCAAACUCCUACACCUACAGGAUCAACAGCAGCCCGUCCAAGGAGUUAUCCGACAUCAACCGGAUGAUCCGGCAGGGAAACGUGAGCAGGAAGAGGGCCUUCACCAUGGAGGGUGAUGUGGUGAUGUCGCUGUCCUGCGACUCUCCAAGUAAGAGGGUGUGCCCGGAGAAUGGCAGCAGCAGCCCGGACGUGCUGCUGAAGCGGCUGCAGGACGUUGUGUCGGAACGGCAGAGUCACUGACGCUCCCACAGAAACACAUAGAAGCAUUAAUGAAUUUCUCUCUUUAACAAGCUGAACGUUAGAGAUGAAACAAGACUUUUAGAGUUUUUUGUUUGUUUUUUCAUAAAACCUGAACUAAUGCCAUUUAAUUGUAUCAAAAUGAUUCUACUUCUAGUGUCAUCAACCCCAAAAGUUUGACUUUGAUAUAAUAAUAAUAAUAAUAAUAAUAAUAAUAAUAAUAAUAUUGAUAUUAUCUAAAAGACCAUAUUUUCAAUCUGUAGUUUUGUCAUGUAGCUCCUCAGCUGAACUGUUUUCAUCAUCUUCAGACAGUCUGGGAGAGAAGUCUUUUAUUAUGGUAACUUUUAUCCCACACAUGCAACAGGUCACACUCAUGUCAGUGCUACGCUGUUGCUGCAUUACAAAGAGUGCUUUUAUUUAAAAAUUGCUUAACAUUUGCUAGAUGGCAGCAAGUAUGUGUUUCUAUUUUUGUGUUGUUACUCUUUGAAGGAACAAAGCUCUCUUUUUUAUUUUACAGGGAAAAAAUGAAAAAUUACUGUUGGUUAAAAGAGAAAAGAAGUCAUGAAGUCUUUUCUCCUGUAAAAGUAGAGCAUGAAAUACUUCAGUUAUUGUGGAUCUUGUCAAGUGGCUAUUCAGGUGAACUUCAGCUGACCGGUUUUCAUCUUCAGUCCCUGUUUCAGAGUCCUCUGUGGGAGAAAGAUUAAGAGACUCUUAUCCCAUGAAUGCACAUGAACACACUCCUGUGACACUACAGACCCUUUUUGUCUUGUUAAAGCAGGAAAAUUACAGGUACACUAGUGAUAGCUGCAUUACUUAAACUGAGCCAGUUGCAGGGCUCUGACAUCGUGCAUACUUCAUCUCUGGCUGUGACUCUUAAUGGAAUGCAGCCAUCAUGAACGUGUCUGUGAUUUUCCUGCUUUGACGAGAGAAAAAUGUGUGGUGCAUAAUCAAGAUGGCUUUAAUUCAAAAGUUGCAAGUUACAAUCCAGUAAAUUAAUUAAAUAUCGGGGACUGAAUAGGAAGUUGUAGCUCGUUGUUUUCACAUCCGGUCAAAAUAUAUUUUACAUAAAAAACAUGAAAAUAUUUGAACCUUAGACUUGUGUAAAUAUUUUUUUCUAACAGUACAAAUCAAGCUCUAUUGUAGAUUUUCUAGUAUUAACUUUAUAUCUCCAGAGGUUUCUACUUCUUAAUGAGAUUUUAACGCUGAGGAAAAUAACAAUUUUACUCGUUGGUUUUACCUUAUCGUCGUUGUAGUUCUGAACCAUUUAAUGUUGUGAUAAAAUUCAACAAGAGAGCUUGAUCAAAGCAGCGUUUUUGUACAUUUUUGCAUGUGUGUAGUAUCUACACUUCAUUUUUACAAGCGAAUUAGACAGUGACAAACUAACCAGGUAUUGUCGUAAAAAUGCAAAUGAAAAGUUUUUUGCUCCCUGACCGUUUAAAAGAUACAAUAAUGAAUAUGAAUGUGUGAACAGGGAACAGGACUGAGCUUUUCUGAAACAACAAAUGUGUAUUUUCCACAGACAAAGGUUUUGUAAAAAUAAAAUCUACUCAAGAGCA
This is a messenger RNA of Centropristis striata (black sea bass), 4835 nucleotides long. It is a transcript of the gene rbl1, whose product is annotated as retinoblastoma-like 1 (p107). The coding region runs from base 94 to 3282 and encodes 1062 amino acids. Gene Ontology annotation, molecular function: RNA polymerase II transcription regulatory region sequence-specific DNA binding. The record is from RefSeq and is a predicted model, not a curated record. Gene Ontology annotation, cellular component: nucleus; transcription regulator complex; chromatin. NCBI's taxonomy places the organism in Eukaryota, Metazoa, Chordata, Actinopteri, Perciformes, Serranidae. The transcript is spliced from 22 exons. Gene Ontology annotation, biological process: regulation of transcription by RNA polymerase II; negative regulation of G1/S transition of mitotic cell cycle; cell differentiation.